UCUUUUCAAAUCUCAUUUCCCUGCAGUCACUGUUGAGGGAAUGGCUCCGCCACAAAAGAUUCUCUUUCCCCCGGAGAAGAUUUGCAUGGACUGGCAGCAACGACAGAGCGCUGGAGCAGGGCUCUACAACCUGGGGAACACGUGCUUCCUCAACUCCGUCCUGCAGUGCCUGACGUACACACCCCCUCUGGCCAACUACCUGCUCUCUCGGGAGCACAGCCAGUUGUGUCACCAGCAAGGCUUCUGCAUGAUGUGCAGAAUGGAAGCGCACGUUAACAAGGUGCUGCAUUCCUCAGACAGUGCCAUCCAGCCUUGGGAUGUCGUCAGUGUUCUCUCACGAAUAGGAGAACAUUUCGAGCCUGGCAUGCCGGAAGAUGCCCGUGACUUCUUACACUGUACUGUCAGUGCCAUGCAGACAGCUUGUCUGAGUGGGAGCAGCGACUUGGAUGCCUCUUCUCAACUAACUACAGUUGUCCAACAAAUAUUUGUGGGCUUUCUGAGAUCCAGAGUCAGGUGCUUGAGCUGCAACACGGUCUCCGAUUCCUACGAGGCCUUCCUGGAUAUUCCACUGGAUAUAAAAGUCGCGGAGUAUCCCGAGUAUCUGGAUCUCCACCCGUACAUGUCGCAGACAACUGGGGAACUGCUCCUGUACUCCUUAUAUGCUGUCCUGGUACAUAGUGGUGACAGUUGUCAGGAAGGACACUACUACUGCUACACAAAGAAACGGCUCCAAGAAAAUGACUGA
Tyto alba (common barn owl) is the source of this 745-nucleotide messenger RNA. RefSeq names its product ubiquitin carboxyl-terminal hydrolase 42-like. The record is from RefSeq and is a predicted model, not a curated record. The coding region runs from base 41 to 745 and encodes 234 amino acids. NCBI's taxonomy places the organism in Eukaryota, Metazoa, Chordata, Aves, Strigiformes, Tytonidae. Gene Ontology annotation, molecular function: cysteine-type deubiquitinase activity; cysteine-type endopeptidase activity. Gene Ontology annotation, biological process: protein deubiquitination; regulation of apoptotic process. The transcript has 7 exons. Gene Ontology annotation, cellular component: cytosol; nucleus.